Messenger RNA from Physeter macrocephalus (sperm whale), 1831 nucleotides. RefSeq names its product hydroxyacid oxidase 1 (gene HAO1). Gene Ontology annotation, molecular function: FMN binding; oxidoreductase activity. Bases 33 to 1145 code for a protein of 370 amino acids. NCBI's taxonomy places the organism in Eukaryota, Metazoa, Chordata, Mammalia, Artiodactyla, Physeteridae. Gene Ontology annotation, cellular component: peroxisome. The record is from RefSeq and is a predicted model, not a curated record. Gene Ontology annotation, biological process: fatty acid alpha-oxidation. The transcript is spliced from 8 exons.
AAGAAAAACAUCCCAGGGUUCGCAACAGGAAAAUGUUCACCCGGCUUGUUUGCAUCAGUGAUUAUGAACAACAUGCUAAAUCCAUACUUCCAAAGUCUAUAUAUGACUAUUAUAAAUCUGGGGCAAAUGAUCAGGAAACCUUGGCUGAUAAUACUGCAGCAUUUUCCAGGUGGAAGCUUUAUCCACGACUGCUCCGGAACGUUGCUGAAAUAGACCUGUCAACUUCUGUUUUAGGGCAGAGAGUCAGCAUGCCAAUCUGCGUUGGGGCUACUGCCAUGCAGUGCAUGGCUCACGUGGAUGGGGAGCUUGCAACUGUGCGAGCUUGCAGGUCACUGGGAACGGGCAUGAUGCUGAGCUCCUGGGCCACCUCCUCAAUUGAAGAAGUGGCAGAAGCUGGUCCUGAGGCACUUCGCUGGCUGCAGCUGUACAUCUACAAGGACCGUGAGGUUACCAAGCAGCUGGUGCGGCGGGCUGAGUGGAUGGGCUACAAGGCCAUAUUUGUGACGGUGGACACACCUUACCUGGGCAACCGCUUCGAUGAUGUGCGUAACAGGUUCAAACUGCCACCCCAACUCAGAAUGAAAAAUUUUGAAACCAAUGAUUUAGCAUUUUCUCCCAAGGAAAAUUUUGGAGACAACAGUGGACUUGCUGCAUAUGUGGCUAAAGCAAUAGACCCAUCUAUCAGCUGGGAGGAUAUUAAAUGGCUGAGAAGACUGACAUCCCUGCCCAUUGUUGCAAAAGGCAUUUUGAGAGGUGAUGAUGCCAGGGAGGCAGUUAAACAUGGUUUGGACGGGAUAUUGGUGUCAAAUCAUGGGGGUCGACAGCUCGACGGGGUGCCAGCCACUAUUGAUGUUCUGCCAGAAAUUGUGGAGGCUGUGGAAGGGAAAGUGGAAGUCUUCCUGGAUGGGGGUGUACGGAAGGGGACCGACAUUCUGAAAGCUCUGGCCCUGGGAGCCAAGGCUGUGUUUGUGGGGAGACCGAUCAUUUGGGGCUUGGCUUCGCAGGGAGAGAAAGGCGUUCAGGAUGUCCUUGAGAUACUGAAGGAAGAAUUCUGGUUGGCCAUGGCUCUUUGUGGGUGCCAGAAUGUGAAAGUCAUCGACAAGACAUUGGUGAGGAAAAAUCUUUUGGCUGUUUCCAAGAUCUGACAGUGCACAAUAUUUUCCCAUCUGUAUUAUUUUUUUUUUGGUGUGUAUUACUUGACAAAGAGACACUGUGCAGAGGGUGACCACAGUCUGUAAUUCCCCACUUCGAUACAAAGGGUGUCGUUCUUCUCCAACAAAAUAGCAAUCCCUUGCUAUUUUAAGUUCAUUGCUUUUGACUUUUCAAUGAGUGUCCUAGGAACGUUUUAGAAAGAAAUGGACUUGCAUCCUGGAAAUAUAUUAACUGUUAAAAAGAAAACAUUGAAAAUGGAUUUAGACAACGUCGUCCCCUGGCAGCCUCAUGUGCUACAAAACAAAAGAUAUCCUUGGGUGAAAUUGGAGGUAGCUAGUGCAGAGGUAAAAAGAUAAUGAUCUCCCUGUUUAUUAACCUGCAUUGUGUGUGGAUAUCCCUAAAACCGUGUUCUUAAAAUCUAAGCGCAGGUUCAGAAGGCUGGAUGUGCCUGGAGAAACAGGAGAUUUGAAUUCACAACAUUAGGGAGAUAGCACUUGAGAGAAUUGGGAUAAGUUGGUGGUAAUUUGUGAUUUUUCUAGAUACUUUUUAACACCAUGGGCUAUUCUACUUCUUUGAAUGUAGAUUUCCAUUCAUAUCUUUAGUAUCAGAAUAUAUCUGAGUAUUUUAUGAUAUAGAUUGCUUCUUAUUCAGAGAGAAAUAAAGCGUUUUUUGAAAAGAA